Molecule: messenger RNA, 3957 nt
Organism: Aphidius gifuensis
Lineage: Eukaryota; Metazoa; Arthropoda; Insecta; Hymenoptera; Braconidae
Product: PHAF1 protein CG7083
Exons: 8
Coding region: 260-1537 (425 amino acids)
Biological process (GO): Golgi to plasma membrane protein transport
Cellular component (GO): trans-Golgi network
Source: RefSeq, a predicted model, not a curated record
GAUGAUGUUGGUGUGUGUUGAUGACAAGGCACCAGAGUACACCAGUCUCCCCAGGGGUAUUGAUAAAAGAAGGGAUAAAUAAAACCCGUUUAUUGGUUGAUAAAAAAAUAAAUAUUUAAGAAGGGGUAAUAAUAAUAAAAAGAGGAGAAAUAUUGACAGGGCACAAAGUAGGGGUAACAUCAGCUGUUCACUGACAGUUUGCCAGGCGUGAGCGUAAUGGGACAAGGUCGAGUUAAGACAAGAUUAACAAUUGAUUAUAAUGCUGGAGCUUGAAGUUGUACCUGAAAGAUCCAUUGGUUGUGAGCAAUGGGAAUUUAUUUUAGGAAUGCAUUUUUCUCAAUCUGUAUCAAUUAUACAAUCGCAAGUGGGCAUUAUAAGAGGAGUACAAGUACUUUACAGUGAUACUAAUCCAUUAGAAGUAGACUUAGUUAUAAAUUUACCUCAUGAUGGGGUAAGAUUGAUAUUUGAUCCAGUUGUACAGAGGCUAAAGAUCAUUGAAAUAUAUAAUAUGAAAUCUGUUAAAUUGAAAUACUGCAGUUUACCAUUUAAUUCACCAGAAGUUUUACCAUCAAUUGAACAAAUUGAACAUUCAUUUGGUGCAACACAUCCAGGUGUUUAUGACAGUGAUAAACAGGUUUUCGUGUUAAAUUUUCGAGGUUUAUCAUUUUAUUUUCCAAUUGAAUCAAAAUUUCAACCUGGUUAUGCUCAUGGUUUGGGCUCAUUACAAUUUCCAAAUGGUACAUCACCAUUGGUUGCUAAAACUGCAAUUUAUGUUGGUAGUAUGGGCUCAGGAGCUAUUGGAAGUGAAGAACAUUCUUUAAAAACUCCACCACCACCUUUACCAUUGGUUUGUUAUCAUAAUAAUUUAUAUUUAGAAAAAGCUGAAGUUGUCAGAGAUAAAGUUAAAACUCGAGGAUUAAGACUGCAUCUAUUUACUGAAGGAAGUUCAGCAAUGAGAGUUUUACUUGAACCGAAAAAAUAUAAUCUUACUAAAGAGGUCUGGUUUGGUGAUAGUUGUGAGGAUGUAUUGAGUGCAUUGGGUGCACCAUCAAGAGUUUUUUUUAAAGCUGAAGAUAAAAUGAGAAUUCAUAGUCCUCAUGCACAUAAAAGAGAUAAAACAAGACGUUCUGAUUUUUUUUAUAAUUAUUUUACUCUUGGUUUAGAUGUUUUAUUUGAUGCAAAAACUCAAUGUGUCAAAAAAUUUGUAUUACAUACAAAUUAUCCUGGUCAUUAUAAUUUCAAUAUGUAUCAUCGUUGUGAAUUUACAUUGACAUUACCACCAGAAAAUUGUGCUUCUGAUAAUGGAAAACUAAUUGAUGUUAGUCCAACUCCAAUCACUAUUACUGCCUACACAAAAUGGGACAAAGUGAGUGAACAACUUAAAGCAAGCUCACGUCCAGUUGUACUGAAUCGUGCAUCAUCAACAAACACAACAAAUCCAUUUGGUUGUACAUUUUGUUAUGGAAUAAGGGAUGCAAUUGUUGAAGUUAUGGCUAAUCAACAUAUUGCAAGUGUUACACUGUACACAACUGCGUGACCCUAAAAUAAUUGACUACAUUUUCAUAAAUUAUAUUAUAAAUGCUUUUGUGGUCGAUAAUUAAUAAUCCAUUAAAACAAAAUUCAAAAUAAAUAAACAAAAAUUACCAUUUAAAAACAAGUACAAGAAUAAAAAAAUGAAAAUUAACAAAAAAACAAGAAACAUACAAAAUACAAAAAAAAAAAAAACGUACUAAAAAUUGAAAAAGGAAAAAAAAAUAUAUAAAAAUAAAGAAAACACAAAAAAAAAAAUAUUUAAAAAAACAAAUAAAGUGUUGCACCCCUUUUUUUUGGAAAUCCUUGAAACGGAUAUUUCUUUUUUCUUUUGCUAAGGGGUUUAAUGCAGUUUUUUUUUCUUUUUUUUUUUUUUGUGUGUGUGCAAAUUUGAAGCUUUUUUUUUUUCAUAUUAAGAAAGCUUCGUCUGUGAGCAUGGGCACCGAAUCGAGUGAUAUGAUUUCCCGUAGCAUUUUAUUGUAAGCUAAUUAAAUAUUCAAAGAAAAAAAAAAUGAAAAGUUAAAAAAAAAAAAAACUAUAAAAUUAACACAUAAAUGACAAAAAAAAAAAAAUACUACAAAAAAGAAAAACAAAAAAAAAAAAGUUGUGAAAUAAUAUUUUUUGUUGUAUUUAUGCAAAUGGAUAUCGAAAAGUUUUCUCGGGCCCUGCCUAAUAACCGAGUUUAAAAUAAUUAAAAAAAAAAAAAACCCAUAAUAAUAAAUAAAUAUUAAAUGUAAUAGUAAAAAUAUAAAAAAUGAAAAUUAAAUAACUUGUUAGAUAAUAAUGGGCAAUGAUCAUGAUAACUUUUUAAUUUAAUUAUUAGAAUACCAGUUGACAUGUCAAAAUUAAAAUAAACUGGUUUUAUUAAUUGAAAAAAUAAUUUAAAAACAAAUAAAAAUAUAUAAAAUUAUUAAAACACAAAAAAAAGUAAUAAUCAUGUUUGCAUGAAUUAUAUAAAAAAAAAUAUGCUUAAUUUAUUUAUUAAGUUAUAAACUUUCAGUCGCCUUUGAUAGAUAAAAUUUUAUCGUAAUUAUUUAUAGACAUUGAGACAUAAUAAGAUUUAUUUAUAUAAAAAAAUAUAUUUCAUAUUAUUUUUUAAUUAAAAAAAAAAAAAUUUGAUUGUAAGUAAUUUGUUGAGUAAAUUAACAAUUCUAGUUUUUAUUUAUUAUUUUUUUUUUUUCUUUGUAAGACAAUAGAUUGUGUUUAUCUUUUUACGAUAUAAAUUUUCAUGAAAAUAAUGGUGAAUAAAUAAAUGAUAUAAAUAAAAAAUAUAAAAAGAAAAAAAUAAAAGGCAAUUUUCUUUUAUUUUCUUUAAUAUAUCUUUUUUAUUUUAUCAUUUUUAAAUUCUUGGUGAUUGUCAUUAUUCAUGGCACUUUAAAUAUAAUUAUUAUUUUUUUUUUUCGAUGAACGUAUGUACAUAUCUGGAGUAAACAUAUUGAUAAGCCAUACCGUUUUCAAUGUUAAAGUUAUUAAAGAAAAAAAAAAAUUUGUAAAUACUUCGAUCACUUUGUUGAGUUUAUUAUUUUAUUUUUUCACAUUAAUGACGUAUAUUAAAAUGACACUGUUUUUUUGUUUCUUCUUCUUCUUAAUUAGAAAAUUAAAAUUUAAAAUAAUAAACGUAAAUAAAUAAAAUAACAAAGUACCAUGUUAAGAUUUAUGAAAAUAUAAAUCUAUAGAAUAAUGACUAGAUAAAAAAAAAUAAAAAAUAAAAAAAAAACAAAUGUAAUCAUGUGUUUUACUAGAAGAAAAAAAUUUAAUUCAUAUUAGAAAAUUUAAGGAAGUUUUUUCUUUUUCUUUGAUAUGAAUUUAAUUAAUAUGAUAAUUAUAUACAUAUAAAUUUGGACUUUUUAAAACUGUCUAAUAGGUACUUACGGGACACAUUUUUUAUAAAUCAGUCAACGACAAAAAAAAAUCGUUUAAUUGUAAAGAAAAAAAAAAAAAUUAAUGAUAAUUAAAAUACCGAUAACUGUAAAAAAUGAAUAAAUAAUAUUUCGAUUACAUUUGGAAUGAAAAAUUAAGUAAUAAUAGUUCAGAUAAAUAUGAAAUAAAAUUUUUUGAAAAUAAAUUACCUUUAUAGGUACAAAAAAAAUAUUUAAAAAACACAAAUUUUGAAGAUUGAAAGAAUGCUGAUGAUUUUUUAAUUAAAAAAAAAUAUUUCAAAUAAUUUUUGGCUAAAAGAAAAAAUGAAAAAUAAAUAAAUAAAUGAUACAAAGGGUAAUUAUAUUUUUAUGGAAAUUAAUAUUUUUUAAUAUUCUGUUUUUUAUUUUUUUUCGUUAUUUUUUAAAUCAUGUGUGAGUAUGUGAAAUAAUAAUCUUGUAUACCUGAGGUUUUUUCCAAAAUGUGAUCAACUGACUCUCAAAAAUCAGUAAAAUGAAAUAAUAAAAAAACUGGCUCAUGAAAAAUGAAAUAAAAUAAAUUGCGAUAAAA